This is a messenger RNA of Mizuhopecten yessoensis (Yesso scallop), 3246 nucleotides long. RefSeq lists its product as uncharacterized. The record is from RefSeq and is a predicted model, not a curated record. Bases 228 to 2309 code for a protein of 693 amino acids. The transcript has 4 exons. Lineage: Eukaryota; Metazoa; Mollusca; Bivalvia; Pectinida; Pectinidae.
UCUAACAAAUCAAUAUCCAUGUUUAUUCCAACUGCGUCUGUUACAAAUUCGAAAUAAUUUUAUAAGGAAUAUUCAUUUCGGAGAGAAAAUUAAUAUAGGUUUAUUAAGUUUGUUGUAGAUAUAAUAAUGUUUCAAAGAUGGAAGAGGAUAUAUGUGUUAAAUAACUAGAGGAGCAUACGACUGUGACGUAGUGUGACGUUGUUUCGACGAACGCAGCUAGAGAGAACAUGCUGGAAGAUGAUGAUGAUGACGUCAUUAUCGAGGAAGUGGAGGGAGCUGAUGGCGUGGCCACCCGACCUCCAGAACUUGGAGACUUUAUCACAGGAGUUCUUAAUGAAAGGAUUACCAUAGGGGAACUAGAAAGUCGGAGGGAAAACUCAUUUGGGAUAGCGAUGGGGCUUGCCGCCAGGAUUGCGAACACUGCCUAUGGGAUACAUCCUUUGUUUCCAAAGUACAUUUCAAUAAGGGGAGGCAAGCCUGAACUUGAAAAUCUUCGAGCCCUUGAUGCUUAUGAAUUCCAGUGUUUUGUACCUAUUAAGAGGCCUGCAAAACCCGACACAUUCACGAUGGUGUACAAGCCCCCCAGCGAAUUCCCAAGCCAUAGAAUCCUUCUAGGUGUCAACGAGAAUCUGUUUUCCGUAGACAAGAUGCAGAUCUCUAAAGAGUGGGGUCAUUGUGUGGAUACAAACGGGUUCCUUAGGCCUGACUUUAUCCUCCACUGGUUCAAUGACGGUAUCAUAGCAGCUGUGGACUUUUUAAAGGAGGCUAGACCUCAUAAAGCAAAAAAACAUCACACCAUGGACAUAUCAUAUUCUGGUAAAAAAGACGGAACCUUGUUGAUCAACUUCUACACGAACCAGUCCAUUCAACCGCAUUUGUUCUUCACACUCAAUAUCGUACCCUGCAUUUCAAUCAGUGAAGUUCCGAAGCAGUGUCGUCUGCAAGUCCCAAUAGCAAGCAGACGACCGUAUUAUGAGUUCCACACAGACUUCAAAAAGAAUAUCAGAGACGUCUUGACGCAAGGUGAAAAAAUGUUCUACCUUGACGCAACUGUGAUGCCAUGGAGCAAUGAGUGUGGUUACGAUGGCAGUAUUGUCUGCUCCUGGGGUCUCAACAUAGGUUGUCUAGAGGACAGGGCUCUUCAUUAUAUCUGUCAGAUGACGACAGGACAAUAUUUCAGAGACAUCAUCAUGUUGAUAGAGAGAAUCAAAGACAUACAUUCAUUUUGCUUGCAUCCUUUGACAAAUCGCGUCAUCUUAAAUGCCAUAUUGUAUCAGCACAAGAAAAGCAUGGGAGUGGUGAAGGGAAGGUCACGUUGGUUCAUCAAGGUGAUCGAACGGCUUUCGUCCCACAUGAAGUCAGGUGUAUUCCCAGCGUUCUUUCAAGGGAAAUAUAAUUUGCUCAGUGAUUUUAAGCCCGACAUGUUGUCCGCCACGGCUUCGGAGCUAGACGAGAUGGUAGAGGGUCUGAACGAGGCUCCAGAGAAUCUGUUCGUAUAUACUGGUCUGGAAAGUGAACUGGAAGAAAUUGACGAGGCGAAACCAUACAGAGAUGAGCCACCCAAGGUAGAAAAUGCAGAGGAGAAAACGCUUUCAUCGAGAGAGGAGGUCGAGGAGGAUUCGUUGUUUGACAGGACGAUUACGACGUUGAUGAGUGAAACAACAGAUCGUUCAUACGAUGACACAUUCUGUGAUGAAAGCGAUGAGGAACCCAUUUUCAUUACUGGACCUGUGAGAUACGGUUUUAAAAGGCAUGAAAUACGGUCAGGAUCAAAGAUGUCGGGAAAUGUGUCAGUAGGUAAAGUUUCUACUUACUCCCGUUCGGCACCCAACAAGUUAGGGUAUACAACAAAAUCAGUGGGUAAAGUUUCAGCAAACGGUUCUAUUAAUUCCGCAGAUAAAAUUUCAAGAAAUGGUUCUAUUAGGUCAUCUGAUAUCGUUUCUGGAAAAUUGUCUAACAGACCACUUUCGAAAUUGUCCAGGAAUGGUUCAACAAUAUCAAUAUCUUCUGCUAACAUUUCUGUCAAUGGAUUGAACUGUUCCGUCGGCCGAGUGUCUGGGGAUAUCUCUAAAGGGUCUGUUGGGAAAGUGUCUGGACCGGACUCGUUAAAGUCAGCAUCAAAGAGUUUAGGUAAUGUGCAAAGUUCUACUCCAUCACACUCCAAAACAUCACUUCAGUCCUCUACUCAUUCUUUAAACACAGUUCCAAGGCAGACUGUAGCUCUUCCUGCACUAAAAGGCCGCGGAGAUAAUUCUGUCAAACAGGAAGACAUUGUGUCCAGGAAUUUGUCACCAAUUUCAAAGAAGUGAAGAUGUGAUAUGUGUCUACGAACCAGGUGCUGGAAGUGAAUGGGAGUUAAAUGUCAAAUAGUUGGUGCAAGGAUACGGAUAGAAAUUAGAUUUGUGUAAUGAAGAAGAACCAUUAGUUUCCAGACGUGAAUGGUUGGGACUGUUGUGGGUAUGUUAAUUACUGCAGGUUAACCAGUAUAUAUAUUGUUCUGACAGAAAGUGAUCGCCUCUUUACAUCGUAAUCAUCGAAAGUAUAUGCUUUAGUAACUUAGUGAGUGAUGCAUGAUAGAUAAAUAGCAAUACACAUCUUAAAAUGUCAAGUGUAAUUGGUCCAUCUGCGAAUCAAACAUUUCUAUGUCAAAGUGAAAUUUGGUAAUACCAAUACGAUAGAGAUUUUAUAUAUACCUGGUAGUACCAAUACGAUAGAGAUUUUAUAUAUUCCUGGUAGUACCAAUACGAUAGAGAUUUUAUCUAUACCUGGUAGUACCGAUACGAUAGAGAUUUUAUAUAUACCUGGUAGUACCAAUACGAUGGAGAUUUUAUAUAUUCCUGGUAGUACCAAUACGAUAGAGAUUUUAUAUAUACCUGGUAGUACCAAUACGGUUGAGAUUUUAUAUAUACCUGGUAGUACGAAUACGGUUGAGAUUUUAUCUAUACCUGGUAGUACCAAUACGGUUGAGAUUUUAUAGAUACCUGGUAGUACCAAUACGGUUGAGAUUUUAUAGAUACCUGGUAGUACCAAUACGGUUGAGAUUUUAUAUAUACCCGGUAGUACCAAUACGGUUGAGAUUUUAUCUAUACCUGGUAGUACCGAUACGAUGGAGAUUUUAUAUAUACCUGGUAGUACCAAUACGGUUGAGAUUUUAUAGAUACCUGGUAGUACCAAUACGGUUGAGAUUUUAUAUAUACCUGGUAGUACGAAUACGGUUGAGAUUUUAUCUAUACCUGGUAGUACCAA